Molecule: messenger RNA, 5673 nt
Organism: Penaeus vannamei (Pacific white shrimp)
Lineage: Eukaryota; Metazoa; Arthropoda; Malacostraca; Decapoda; Penaeidae
Source: RefSeq, a predicted model, not a curated record
UUUCGCUCGCUCGGUCUCGGCACAGACUCGACUCCGCGUAGUGCAGUAUCGCGCCGGGCAGUGUCGUGUACAGAGUGACGGCUAUUGUGCGGCUGUCGUGGACUGGUGUUCGCGUCAAUUGUGCAGUUUAUUCGUAUCCUGUACGGAAUAGUGGUUUUAUGCUCUUGUAGAAAUAGCAGGGAAGGUUUUGGGGCUCGCGUGUUUCGGAGCUGGAGUGUCGUUUGGAGGGACGGCUUCAGCUGCGACUGUGGUAGUGAAAGCUGGCAAGGAGAGGGACCAGAGAGCGUGAAGUACCGAACAAGUGCACUCGCUGUACAUCGCUAGGGAUUUCUCCAACCUCCAGCAUCAUGAGUCGGUGGAGGAAGGACCCCUUGGAGGUGUGUGGCUCCAAGCACACCAAUGCCACCCUGGAAUUCCACGAGUGCCUGUGCAAGUUCGACUACAGGAACCUAAAGAGAUACCAACAGACGCUCAAGUUCAAGCACUGUUGGUUGGCAGAUGAGAUGCGACGAAUAGACAAUUUUGAAAUGUAUAUAAUUAUUGCAGUGGUGAUAGGUGUUGUGGUUAUAUUUAGCAUUGCUGCAUUUUGCUCGUUUAAAUGGUAUCUCCAGACUAAUGCCAAUCCAUGUGGGUGCUUGUCAUGUUCAUGUUGCAAGAAAAAGAAGAAAAAGAAAGAUGAAAAUGAGGUUGUGGUGAGUUCGGCAUCACAUGAUCUUGACUUGGGCAAUGGUGGGCAGUCAUGGACCCCAAUCCGCUUGGUGCCCAAUAAAGACACAGUUGAUGGGAGUCCAGACACCAAUCGUGCGAGUGCUGAACCUAGUGAUGAAGACCACAAAAGUUUUUGCAUGAAAUUCUGUCUGAGUGACCCUGUUCAAGAUUGUUGCGAAUUCUUUGACUGUGACAUCAUGUGGCGUAAGAAAAGCAUUUAUGCCAUACCAAUAUUUGGUCGUCGCAAGCAGCCUCCACUGCAGCGAAGGCCAACACGGCCUGCUCCUCCUCCUCCCAAAGCAGUGGUGCCUCCGAUAGUCAAGCACCCUGAACCAAUUCAUAUAGGCUAUGAUGAUGACAUAGAGUGUGAACCUGUCCCUGAGGCACCGCCUUCCCCAGAACCUGUACGUGUGGACCAACCCAGAGCCAUGUAUGUGGAUCCUUUGGCAUUCUUGCAGAGACCCUUCUUGAAAUCGACCAAAGAGAAGGCAGUUGAAGAGGAACCACCUGAGGCCUUGUACAGCAAAGUGAAGGACUUCAUGUUUGGGAAAUCAAAGAAGAGUGCAAGCAUGGCAUCCCUCAACAAGUUGGGUGUGAAUACUAACCCAGAUGCAGUCAGCACCACCUCUAGCAAGAAGAGCAAGUAUAGUCGCACAGGCAGUCUAGCAUCACUACAUAACCUCAGCGAUGAACAGUUAGACAAGAGCUACCAAAGUAAGAGGUCCAUGAGCCUGGCUUCUCUACACAUGGUUGAAGAAGAAUCUUCUAAUAGAAUGACCCCGAGAGGAGGCGCCAGCAAGCUGAAUGUGGCCCGAAGCAGAGGAUCUCUUCACAACAUCUGUGAGGAUGAUGACAUUCCCCCCUCACAGAGGACUGAUGAAUACAUUGACCUGGAGGAAAUGUCCAAGAGGAUAGAGGCAAAGAUGUUGGCAAACCAGAAUGGUGCUGAACAGGUUGGAGCGGUUGGAGCUCCAAGUGCACAGCCACAGGGCCCAGGUGCUAGUCCCCGACCACGCACAAGCCCAAGACCUCCAACUAGUCCUCGGCCCCCCACUAGUCCCCGACCUUCAGUGAGCCCUCCGGUUUCUCCCCCAGUUUCAAGUUCCUGGACACCAAAUUUCGUUCCUGCAUCAGCAUACACAGCACCAAAGAGCAAUGAAGCAGUUCCUCUCCAGCCAGGUAGUGCUACUUACUCACCAUCCUUGUACAGAGCACAGGCCCCACAGCACUAUGCAAUGAGUGGUUCACCAGUCCCACCAUAUGCAAGUUAUCCACAAGCAGAAUACCCAUAUGGCCACUCUCCUGCAAUGAUGCUGGAUGAGAAUGGUCAGCCAAAAUAUUAUCCUCCUGUGCCUGCCACACAAGACAGACCAGCGGUGCCUGCUAGACUGGCUGUUGGCACCCCAGUCAAUAACACUGGUACAUUAGGUCGUCCAAAGCCUGCUGUCCCCCCAAGGCCAUCAAGUGGACCAAAUUCCCCAAAGCCCAGAGGCAGUGGAGGCUCACCUAAGCCACGUGCUCCACAGCCACCCUCAACCUUAGGGAGGAAUUCACAUGUGGUAAAGCCAACGGCUCCCCCUCCCCCUCCACCUGUAACAACCCCAAUUGAAUCGUCACUCUGAGUGGAGCCAAGUAAGGUGAAUGUGAGAUUGUAUAGAAAAUAUUGUACAUAAUGUGUAUUUUUAAUGCCUUUUGACACUCUGCUCAAGGGAUACUUUAGCCAAACAUGUAGUAUUUUUCAGUUUUCAUUUGGAAACAAUAAGGGCUAUCCUUUUAUAUCAUUAUUCCUUUAAUCACAUUGCAGGGUAUCUGUUAAGAUACCUGCCAUAAUUUUAUAGCACCUGUAUCAGAAUUCCAUCCUAGACUGUCAUGUAUCAUAUAUGAGAGGAUAGUUUCUUUUUGUUCUGUAGAAAUUAUCUAGACAUAUUGUCCGCAAAAUAGUUUCAUCCAGACCAAAGUUAGAGUAGAAACAGUUAGUGUACAAGGUAUUGUCAACAUAUCAUUCAGAAGAGCAAGUUGACAGAUGUGAGAAUUCUCUCAACUAGCAAGCGGGACAGUUCCAUAAAUUAUUAUUAUUAUUAUUAUUUUUAUUAUUGUUUUAUUUUUUUUAAUGCUUGAGAUUUUGUUAGUUUUGUGUUCUUUUUUCUACAUAAGAAAAUAACCUUUGGGUUUCCCAGUGCUCAACUUUUAUAAUCUUACUGUGUAUAGUUUAUGUGUGACAAGAAUGUCUUUCAUUGUGAUCAGUGUUGAGUUAUACAUGGUAAUGCAAUUGCAUUUGCUAAGUAUUCUUUGCAAAUCAUAUGAGAUAUGUAUGCAUACAUUUUAACCAUUCAAAUUUUGGCUUAGAAUACAAGACAGUGCAUUCACCAUCUAUGCAGUUAUUGUGAAUCAUAUUUAAAGUCGUGUAAAUAAUGUACAUAUUCAGUGUAUAGAUUCAAUGUUCAUUUUGGAAGGGCCAGUGGUAAGGUGUGAAGGGAAAUGAAUGAGAUUUGGAGAAAGUGAGAAAAAUCUCUUUCUUUUUGUACUUGUUGUAGGACUAAUACUUGUAUUUUAAUAUCUUUGAGGUAUAUGACUAGAUAUUUAGAGGAGGGAGUUGGUGUACUAUGUAUCGCCUCUCCCUAAUGUAUCGAUACUACUUUGUUAGUGGACCAUGGUGCAUCAUUGUCACCUGGUGGAUUUAAACAGGGAAUGAUACAAGAUGCUUUAGAAAUGUCUUAGAUGAUCACUUGAAUGUGUUAUUUCUUUUUGUUUUUUUCCCUCUUCCUCCUUUAUAUUUCCCCUUCCUCUUUCCAAUCUCCUCCUCCUGUCUGUUCCUUCCAUUAUUCUUUGUUCCACAUCACUUUCUUUUUUGUCUUUUACAAAAUUCUCUUAGGGAUGUCUGAAGAAGAAAUAUUUAACAUGUGCAUUUUUUGGUAGUGUAUUGUUAUUAAUGGCAUUUCAAAAAAGUGUCUAGUCUUUUUUGUGUAGGAUAUUGAGCUAAGAAGGAUGUAGGAUUGUGUGGUCUAAGUAUUGCUACACACUUCUUAUAUGUAUACCAUUAUUCGGAACCAUUACUUUGUGAUUCGUAUAAGAAAUAAGUAAGAAGUUAUUAUUAUUUAUUGUUUUUGUUUUUAAAGAAAUCACUGGUAAUAUUUUUUUUAUUGAUUCUGAUGGCAUUAUUCAAAACUUACCUUUUGUCUGAAGGUGGUACAAAUGCGAAUGCACUAGGUGCAUGUUUGUACACUUCGGUGUUUGUCAAGUGCUGUGAUGAUCUUCUGAGUUGCAAGUUCUAAUUAUUGUGUAAUGAGGGUUCAACAGAGGGUAUUUAUGAUAAUAACUAGUAUUAUAUGAAUUUGUCUUUUAUUUAUCUUAAGCUGGGCAAAGUUCACGAAGAAAGGGAUAUGUCGCAGUUUCUUUCAUUUCCUUCCCUUUUCCAGUAAAAGUAGUUUUUUAUACCUCUCUUAAUUAUGUUUCUACCUCCACCUCUUGUUUUUUCUUUUUCUUUUCUUUAUUAUUUUCUUUUCUUUUUUUCUUUUUUAUACCCAUCCUCAAUUACUUUCAUCUAUCUGUGCCCAGUUGAUAAUAUACUAACUUUCUUUUCAUAAGUUUGGUAAAGGUGAUUAUCCAAAAUCGCCUGUGUUGCCAUCACUGCUUUUAUCAGUUUUAGUGAAUUUCAGUGAUUGUAGAGACUGCCAAUAUACCAUAGGGAUUUUACCCAUACAGUUGAUUGUUUUGGGUUAUGUUCACAAGAUGUCCUUUUUAAAUGCAGAUAGUGAAUUAUCCUGUGAAAGGAAGCUGAAAAGUUUUGGUCGUUGUAAUGUAAAGUAAAAUUUGAAAACCAUGAGGUGCACUUUGUUAGAGAGAAAUUUGUCUCUUACAGCUUUUUAAAGAUGAUUUAUUUUGUAAAUAUGUGCUAUACUUUGUAAAUUGAAUUACAGCAAAGGGGACAGAUGCUUACUAUUUUUACAGGGUGUACUUUUUCUCUAUUCAUGUAAUUUCAUGUAUGCAAGUUAUAGUAGGGUGUUGCAGUGCACAGCUUUGUGUUUGUUUCAUUCUGGAAAUUUAAGUUAGUCUAUAUUUUGGCAUAAACAAACUUGAUAAAAAUUGUGAAAUGCAGUUUGUGAAUGUAAUUCUAGGUACAGUGGUAGGUGCUAAAAUGAAUGACCUUGCUUUGUAAAAUGAGUUACAUGAAUUAGAAAAUGGCCCUUUUUCUUAACUCUAUUCAGUAUUAUUUAGAAAAUGGUGGUUAUGCCAAUCACUGAUAAGGACGAGGAGACUGCUCACUGUUGCAAUGUCAUUAUGGAAUAAUAUUCAGCAUUGAGCAUUGUAUUCAGUCAAGGAGUGUAGGAUGAGACCUUGUAUUGAAUGUGCUAUGUGCAUGUAUGUGGUUUUAAUGUUAAUGUAACACUAAUGACCUUUUGUGUUAUGAAGAUACUCUUUUUAUGGACUUACGAGAAUAAGUUUUUUUUAUGAGAGAGGGAAGUUUUCUUUUUUUUGUAAGUUCCAGUCAGUUUUUAGUGAAGUAUAGCAGCUUGCAGUGUUUUAGAAGGAAAAGGACUCAGUGUCAUUGUUAUUUCUAGUAUUGGCUAGAUGAACAUAUCAAAGGCAGCUCAUGUUGAUAUAGUUUUGAACAGAGCUAUCGUCAAUUUUUUUUUUUUUAUUGGUAAAGUAUCUGUGAAGUUGGUGUUUGGGGGGAGUAUUUACAUAGAAAAGGUACCAUUGAUUUUACUUUUUUAUGGAAAGUAGAUGAAUAGAUGGGUCUUCUGCAUAAAAGCACAAUAAAUUUUCCAGUUAUUGUGUGAUUUGCUCAUAAAUUGUCAGUACUUCAUGUAGAUUUUGCCAGUGAUUGCGCCUGGAGCCUUGGAAUCCUUUAAUUUGUAUCAUUAUUAUUAUUAUCUGACUGCUGUUAAGUUUGUUAAAUGUGAUACUGUAUGCCAUACUUACUAUUUUUGUAGGCUGUCUCUAGGAAUAAAAAAUCAAAGACAA